CUUCAAUGGAAGCGAAAAUCAUCCUCCAAAUUCAAAUCCCUUGGAACCCUAAUCGCAAAUCGGAGGCGCUUAGUGAUCGUAGAAAUUGGUUCGGAGCUGACUGGAAGCGAGAAGUUGUUUGUAUAUGUUUGUGUGAGGAUUGAGAUGGAUAUGGAUCUUGCCGACGACGACGAAGCUGACUCGGCUCCUAAUCUGAAGAUCGGCGAGGAAAAGGAGAUCGGAAAAUCAGGAUUGAAGAAGAAACUUGUUAAGGAAGGUGAAAAAUGGGAUACGCCUGAGAAUGGAGACGAAGUUGAAGCCGUGACAGAGGAACUCCUUUCAAAUUCACUCUUGGCUAAGAACUUGGUUCGGAGCUUACCGAUCUACGUCGGAGUCGCUUCUCUUUUAGCUGUUCUCUUCAAUCGGACUGUCUCCGGUAUCGCUCCAGUGGCCGAUGCUAGCAGGUCCACUUACCACCCAAGAAACGAGCAUUUCGUUGUGGAUUUCGAGCAGCUUCAAAGCCAAUUCAAUGAUAUGACCAUUGAGGAAGAAGACAAGUUACUUGAUGCAUCGUUUUCCAAGGAUGGAGCUUCAAUAGCUAAUCGUCUCUCUAAUGCUAUUACUUGUAUCAAGAAACGUGAAGAUAAAGGUUCAGCUUUUGUUGCAGAAACUACUUCAAUGUCCAUGUCUGAAGCCUCUGACUAUUUUAAAGAGUAAACUUCUCUUUCUUUUUUUUCCCUGUCCUUGUAUUAUCAGUCUUUUGUCUCUGAUAUAACUACCAAACUGUGCAGUCUUGGAAAGCUUAUGAGUGAAUACAGACAUGGGAAAUUG
This is a messenger RNA of Arabidopsis arenosa, 810 nucleotides long. NCBI's taxonomy places the organism in Eukaryota, Viridiplantae, Streptophyta, Magnoliopsida, Brassicales, Brassicaceae. The record is from the annotation of a GenBank genome assembly.